This is a messenger RNA of Talaromyces marneffei, 1326 nucleotides long. RefSeq lists its product as uncharacterized. NCBI's taxonomy places the organism in Eukaryota, Fungi, Ascomycota, Eurotiomycetes, Eurotiales, Trichocomaceae. The transcript has 3 exons. The coding region runs from base 1 to 1326 and encodes 441 amino acids. The record is from RefSeq and is a predicted model, not a curated record.
AUGCCUCGCCAACAGGAUAGCCGUGAUACCUACUCCGUUGGCGUGAGCUUCCCCGAGAUCCUUCCCGGCGUACAGGCUCCAUCUCAUCAGUUAGAAAGGCUGUCAAGGCGUCAACAAAGCGAACAGCACGGUCCUCACGACCCUCUAAUGGGAACACAAAAAAACGAAUAUAAUGUCAAUUCCAGCUUUGUGGCUCCAGACAACCGGUUACUGUUAUCACCGUCAUCGUCGAGUUCCCAAUAUAGCAUACCCAGCUCUUCGAUUUUCAGUUCCGUCUAUCCUGAUCAUUCUUCUCAGUCAACAUAUCCUCGUUCGCCUGAAGAGUUCUAUCAACCUGUUUACUCUGGAACAGAGAGAGGAGGCAUGAGCAUGAACACUUCUUUUAGCGAACGGAGACUAUCCAUAGCUCGUCAAGAAGAGCCGUUCUCUAGUACAAGACAUACUGGCCGAAGACGCAGCGGCAUACCUAUGGGGUUUGACCGUCUUCUGAAUCCUUCAGAGCAGACAUCACAUCCCGCAGAGCGAGCAUUUGUCAAUGACUCUCCUCCUCCAAGGCUACGACUACACAUCCGUCAACAGCCCAUCGCAACUAGAGCAUGCUCAGCAGGCGAAAAGGACCGUCGUACAAUCGAUCCACCGCCAAUCUUGCAAUUGCUCGUAACCGAUUUCAGGCCAGACUCAAGGACUGACUUGGCAAUAUUACAGAAUUCACGGUUUGCAGUAGCUUGUCUAUUGUAUUCUGUGGGAAAGCCAGGACCAGAUGGGGAAGAAGUGCUUGUCCACAGCUCCCAAGUGGUAGAAGCUACCAGAAGACGCCAGCGUGAUGAUGGUAGAUCUCACAAUACUUUUCGAGUCGACUCGAGGACUACUCAACGUAUCAACGAACAGUUAGACCAGUCGGAUCAACGUCCUGUACAGAUAUUAUCCGGGAGAACGUAUGUAUCUCCUUUCCACACGCCAUACGAUCCUGAUCCAGAAACUGCACCGUGUCACCAUUACCAGCAGCAACAUCACAACACGAAACCAACUCCAGCAACAUUUUUUGUGUUUGCCGAUCUCUCCGUCCGUACAGCAGGCACCUAUCGCCUGAAAUUCCGUCUAAUGGACUGGGGUCUAGCACAGGAAACCGGCAAACCGCAGCCCAUUCUGGCAGAAAUCUUUUCCGAUCCGUUUAAAGUAUACUCGUCCAAGGAUUUCCCAGGUAUGAGAGCAUCGUCUGCUCUGACUUGGAGUUUGAGGAAUAUGGGGAUGUCGGAGUUGAAGCCAAGGGAUGGGAAGGGGAAGGGUGUUGCGAAGAAGGAGAAGAGGAGGGAGGAGGAUGAUUGA